Sycon ciliatum is the source of this 5507-nucleotide messenger RNA. RefSeq lists its product as uncharacterized. The record is from RefSeq and is a predicted model, not a curated record. The coding region runs from base 38 to 3181 and encodes 1047 amino acids. The transcript has 11 exons. Gene Ontology annotation, molecular function: protein binding. NCBI's taxonomy places the organism in Eukaryota, Metazoa, Porifera, Calcarea, Leucosolenida, Sycettidae. Gene Ontology annotation, biological process: regulation of apoptotic process.
GUGUCUGUGUUGCGUAUGCAUCCGUCCCUGUACAGACAUGUCCAGUCAAGACGUCGAAAGAUUUGCUGUGGCGGUACGGCGACGGGAUGCCACACUGAAAAGUCUUCAGGCUGCUGUGCCUCCUGAGCAGCCGCAAUUGUCCUCCACAUCACGUAAAGUGACAUGGAAAUCAUCAUCAUACCAUGGGACAUGCUGCUACUCAAUGGGAACAAUGCUCCUUUAUGUGAUCUGCUGUGAGGGUGAGCAUCUUCGUGAUGAAGUCCUCUACACUAUUGUACACUACAUAUUUAGUGUACAUAGUGUAGAGGUGGAUGAGCAAGACGAAACUAACUCCAACAUGACACUACUGCACUGGUGUGCAAUGUGUGGAAAUGAUCGACUAGCAAAUAUUCUCAUCGGACGUGGAGCUGAUGUCAAUGUGCAGGACAGCGGGCACCGAUGGACUCCACUUCACAUGGCAGUCUGCUAUAACGAGAUCAACUUGGUCAAGGUGAUGCUGUCACAUGACAGUGACGGUGUCACCUUGGAUACCACACUGCGUGACAGGGUAGGGAAAACAGCGUUGGAUCUAGCCAGGCAAGAGAAGCAUGAGAGAUGUGUGCAGUUGCUGGUGGAUCACGAGAGUGCGAAGGAGGCCAAACAGCUGCAGGCAGGAGAUACUGCUGUUCUGCCAAGUAUCAGUGAACUCGAAGCAGCAGAGCAGGAGGCAGCCAGGUUGGGCGGUACGACCGUCAUCCGUUUCCUGCACGUGGCAAUACUUGGUGCGGCGCGCGUUGGAAAGACCAGCUUGCUGAAGGCGUUGCUUGAGAAGAUGCACGAUGAGAAUGAACCCAGCACGCCCGGCAUGCGCACGUCCUACGCAACUACAAGCAUCUCUGAUGACUGUCGAUUCAUCGAAUGCCCAGACAUGCCAGAUGCUCUGAGUCGACUCUACGUCAUCACCAUGAUGUGCAAACCAUCCACUUCGAAUCAUCCCCAAGGCAAAGAGACAACACAAGAUGACAGAGAGAGAGCCCCAGCAGGAGAGGAUCCUGUGGCUGGGACCCAUGCAGGACCUAUGGAGGGCAGCAGUAGCAGCAGCAGCAGCAGCGUUGGGCCAGCAAUGCGCGGGGAAAUCCAUGAGACCAUCACAGGAUUUCUCAACGCAGACCGGGUAAAGUACAUCUCUGACCAGGCCAACACGCCCGACUACACCGUCAUCACAUUCCGCGACCUUGGAGGGCAGCAAGUCUACCAAUCCGUGCAGCCCCUCUUCAUGGCCAAAAACACAACCUUUAUUGCCACAUACAACUCUUCUCUGGAUCUUCUAGAGACCCUUCCCAAGCUCGAUAAAUUUCAGUUCAGCCAGGAAGAAUGUAUCGAGCGGGCCACUCUACCGGCCAAUGCGACUCGCCUAGACCAGCUGCUAAGCUGGCUCGACAUGCUGCUGCUGAAUGCGAAAGCUGACAGCAGCACAGACCAGAGUGCUGCAGAUGAUGUGUUUGUAGUGGGGUGUCAGAGUGAUAUGUGGAAGAAAACCGAUUUGCCUGAUCCUUGUAAACUACUUCAAGUGAAUAUAGAAGGUUCGCCGUAUAAGAACCUUGUCUGGAACGAAACAUCGUACUUCAAAAUCGACAGCACCAGAUCCACUGGAAGUGCAGCACAAGCAGAUGAGCUGCAGCGAUUGAGAGAGGCCAUCAUUGACCGCUGCCAGAAGAGCCAACGUAACAUCCCUGUUCCAUGGCUCCGAUUCUGCAUAACCAUACACACGCUCAAGCAGGAGGUCACGUGGCCUUGGAUUUCCUUCAAGGAGGCAAAGUUCAUAGCGAAGCAAGUCAAGGCUGUUCCACAUGACUGCAGUGACCGGCAAAUACAGCUGCUGCUGAAGUACUGCCACGAAGCAGGCCACCUGGCGUACUUCCCAACUUUCAAGCUGAAAGACACGGUCAUCCUGGAGCCCCAGUUCAUCCUGGACUGUGUCAAUGCCUUUGUCUACAUGAAGCUUGACCGAGACAUCACAGUGCACGAAGAGCGGCGCUAUAAGUCUGGGUUCAUGACGGAGUCCCUGGCACGCAAAGCUCUCAACAAGAUGUUCGAGGGUCAGUCUUCCUGCGACCAUGCUAAGGCGUGGCAAGCAGUCAGAGCAAGCAGUGAUGGGUUCAAGCUCAUUUUUGAAAUCCUAGAAUGGCUCUCAGUCCUGGCAAUUGUGCAGGAUGAGAGGUCUGCUGAGCACGAGUUUAUUGUACCUGCAAUCGUCCGGGACAUGGGCACGGACCCGCAGCUGCCUUGUUCCUGUGCCUACGUGUCCUUUAAGCACGCACACCGCGAUGAGUUGAUGCACUUUCCCGUGUUCGUGUACUGGCAGUGCGUGGUGGAGGUGCUGCUGAAGUCACACAAUCGCUCGGCUGCCACGCUGUCACGGUGCAGCGUUCGCGUUCGCUGGAACGAUUGUCCAUGGCUGCACCUGCACUAUACACGCUACGGCUUACAAGUGUACGUCGAGUGCGAGGGCCGACACGGCGGCAGCGGAAAGUCCACGCUGGAUGAUGUCCGGGCAAUCGUGCGCACAGUGCUAUGGAAGUGGGGCCUGCAGGUCGAAGUGAUCAGCACAUUGCCAUGCCCCUGCGGAGAAACAUCGGGCGAGGAGUGUUUACAGCAUGGCUUAUCUACCUGCUGCGCACCAAGCUGUGCGCACGCCUUGGACGCUUCCACCCUAGUGGCUGAAGACUACCCACUGUGUACACGUUCAAAGAAGCGGGAUAUACAGAUGAUCCGUGAGCAGGCCAUGUUCUGGCUGGGCCUUGACCAGAAUGCACGUGGAAGGCUGUUUGAGCCGAGAUCGACCUCUCUUCCUUCAGGCGAGUCUCUUGACCAACAGCUCUCUGACAUGACAGCAUGGGAGAGUGACGUCUUCACAGAACUUCGGCCUGACCUGGUUUCCACGCUAACUCCAGGUGAUAUGCGUCGCCAGUGUGAGGCUAAGAAGUUGAUUACGCGUGCACAGCGUCAGCUAUUUGCAUCAAACACUGGCCGUGCAGCGCAGAAUGAGGAAUUGCUCGAUGCACUAAGCACCGGUGAUGACGAAUCCUUCCAUACCUUCCUUGAAUGCAUCCGUAAAGUCGAGCCACCAGCCAGCGCGAGAAGGUUAUUGGCCAAGCUGGAACCCGUCGACAAGUUCCGGGCAGCCCGGCAGUACUGCUGAGGCCGCAUUAGCGUCUGCAGGAGCAUCUGCUGCUGAUCCAGUGGACGAGGAUGAGAAGUCGUACGGCGACCCAUUCCAGCAGCGUGUCUUUCUAACCGAUAUUUUGCCUUGGUUGGGCAAAUUACCAGCGGGAACAUUUCGUGAAAUGGCGCAAGAGGCCGGAUUAUACGCCGAUCUGCAGCAGAUAGAAGACUUGAAGAGGAUUGAGAAACUAGAUGGAACACGCACUCACAACGGAGAGUUGGUCAACAUUCUAAGCAGCGAGGAAAAGGCCGGCUACAUCAAGCUAGUGAUGAUCAUCAAACGCUGGGGUAACUAUCCCGACACGGUCGACAAGAUGAACCAGCUUCUGCCACGACGGGCCCGUGUGUAAACGAUUGAGGUGUCAAGCACUUCACGCAGCACGCACUGGUACUGUUCUCUGUCUCUCUCUCUCUCUCUCUCUCUCUCUCUCUCUCUCUCUCUCUCUCUCUCUCUCUCUCUCUCUCUCUCUCUCUCUCUCUCUCUCUUUCUCUCUCUCUCUGUCUCUCUCUCUGUCUCUCUCUCUGUCUCUCUCUGUCUCUCUCUCUGUCUCUCUCUCUGUCUCUCUCUCUGUCUCUCUCUCUGUCUCUCUCUCUGUCUCUCUCUCUGUCUCUCUCUCUGUCUCUCUCUCUGUCUCUCUCUCUGUCUCUCUCUCUGUCUCUCUCUCUGUCUCUCUCUCUGUCUCUCUCUCUGUCUCUCUCUCUGUCUCUCUCUCUCUCUCUCUCUCUCUCUCUCUCUCUCUCUCUCUCUCUCUCUCUCUCUCUCUCUCUCUCUCUCUCUCUCUCUCUCUCUCUCUCUCUCUCUCCGUUGUGUGUUCUCGAUCUUACUGACUGGCUAUGCUAUUCAUCAAAUCCAUUCUUCCUUAGUCACAUUUGCCAAAUGUUAGCUACGUUAUGUGGACAGGAGACUUCGCUCUUGAACAUUAAUCUUUAGAAUUGUCACAUGUUGCACGUUGAUACUAUAUUAGUGUAUUGUAGUUAUGAAUUGUGUACAGAACUGUCACAUGCUGCACGGGCAGUAUUGUCAAGACAUGCUAGGUCCCUUGCAAUAUUGGUGCGGUGCGUAUUACUGCUAUGCAUUUCGCGAGUGUAAUAUUUAUUUGUUAGUCUGUUAGAAUUACAUCACGAGUGCAUAUCUGUUACGUCUACGUCGAGACACAUUUUAUGAUACAGUAAUUGCUAUGCGUGUUCGUACCACGACAUGUUCACGAGCGGAAUAUCUUGUGAAUUGUGCUAAUUUAUUAUAUAAGUAGAAUUGUUGACACACUAAUUGGUUGCCAUGUACAUGUCACUUACUUGAUCGGUUGCAUUAUCGCCAUCCGCGGCAACUCCGCUACGAUCUACUUAACGUACUUGGCGAAACUUACUCUCGCUGACAGGGUGUGCUGUCACCCUGUCGCUGGGUGCAAGCACCCCUUGACAGACACUGUUUUUACCUCCGUAAUCAACAAUUCUGUAUUCUUUCACUUCAGCAGAUUGCGAGUUUCUGUUUGCUCUGCAUUCAAAUUAUUGCUUUUCUUUUCGUUGCACCUGCACUCCGCGCUAGCUGCACGCGGACUUUGGCAGUCGCCAUAUUUAGUAUCUCUAUGGCUGCUAUGAUCCAUGCAUUUUCUGUACGUUGCAUUUUCUCUCUAUAUAAGAGAGGUUCUGCUAUACGUGAAACGUAGAGAAAUCACAUAGAGAGCAGGUGUCUGGGUUAGAGUCUACGGCUUUGUGUGUUUUGGCUCCAGAUUUCUACGCGGAGAUGAGGUUCUCUACGUUGUGGCACACGCAGAGAAAAUGCGUACGGAUUUGCUGGGUAUCGAUCAACUGCAUGCAGAAAACUGCCAAAUAUGGAAGGGGUAUAUUCCAAGUGAUUUCUCUAGGUGAAACGUAAAGCAGAAUUCUAGGACAGGAUUUCUUUACGUUACGGGAACGCGAAGAAAGUUCGCGUGAUUAUUUGCGUCGCGUUCCCAAAACGUAGAGCAGAACCUCCCUUAUGCCAGGUACAUAUGUACGGCGUUGUGUGCAUGCAUGCGGCGCAAGCCAAAUGCACGCACGCUGCACGUUUUUGCUCAGGACAGCGAUUUGGCGAUCGUUGUUCGGUGUGUUCUUUGGUGUUCUUGUUGAAACGAGUGGUAAUGUCGAUUAAAGGAGUUUCUGGGUUUUUGUGGUCUGCCUGACGAUGGUUAGUUGCGGGACCAAGUCGCACCGCAACAUUAUGUUAUGCGUGAAACUCAGAGUUACAGCAGAAACGCUUUUGAUUCCUCUCAAGUGUGUGUACAAACUUAUAGCAGCACUUGAUGAAAUGCUCACUUACAUUGUUA